Molecule: messenger RNA, 2064 nt
Organism: Mesoplodon densirostris (Blainville's beaked whale)
Lineage: Eukaryota; Metazoa; Chordata; Mammalia; Artiodactyla; Ziphiidae
Gene: ILDR2
Product: immunoglobulin like domain containing receptor 2
Exons: 11
Coding region: 1-2064 (687 amino acids)
Biological process (GO): pancreas development
Cellular component (GO): membrane
Source: RefSeq, a predicted model, not a curated record
AUGGCGUUUCAGCCCUUCCUGGCAGCAGAGGCUGCAAGAAACGCCAGAGCUGUGGCGACACUCUGGGAGCAGGCACUCUUAUAUCAACUUACUGCCAAUCAGGAAUAUAAAGAAGGGUAUGAUCUGAUUGUUGCUCUUGCUUAUUUAGAUACUGUAAUGCUUUCUUUUCUAUGUGUUAAAUGGCUUUCAGCCGUAGCUGGAGGCCUUCAGGUCACAGUGCCCGACAAGAAGAAGGUGGCCAUGCUCUUCCAGCCCACUGUGCUUCGCUGCCACUUCUCCACGUCUUCCCAUCAGCCUGCAGUCGUGCAGUGGAAAUUCAAGUCCUACUGCCAGGAUCGCAUGGGGGAAUCCUUGGGCAUGUCCUCUCCCCGGGCCCAAUCUCUCAGCAAAAGAAACCUGGAAUGGGACCCCUACUUGGAUUGUUUGGACAGUAGGAGGACUGUUCGAGUGGUAGCUUCCAAACAGGGCUCGACCGUGACCCUGGGAGAUUUCUACAGGGGCAGAGAGAUCACAAUUGUUCAUGAUGCAGACCUUCAAAUUGGAAAACUCAUGUGGGGAGACAGUGGACUCUAUUACUGUAUCAUCACCACCCCUGAUGACCUGGAGGGCAAGAAUGAGGACUCGGUGGAACUGCUGGUGUUGGGCAGGACAGGGCUGCUUGCUGAUCUCUUGCCCAGUUUUGCUGUGGAGAUUAUGCCAGAGUGGGUGUUUGUUGGCCUGGUGAUCCUGGGAGUCUUCCUCUUCUUCGUCCUGGUGGGGAUCUGCUGGUGCCAAUGCUGCCCUCACAGCUGCUGUUGCUACAUCCGCUGCCCGUGUUGCCCAGAUUCCUGCUGCUGCCCGCAGGCCUUGUAUGAAGCAGGGAAAGCAGCAAAGGCCGGGUACCCCCCCUCUGUCUCCGGUGUCCCCGGCCCUUACUCCAUCCCCUCUGUCCCCUUGGGAGGAGCCCCCGCAUCUGGCGUGCUGAUGGACAAGCCGCAUCCGCCUCCUCUGGCACCAAGUGACUCCACUGGAGGAAGCCACAGUGUUCGCAAAGGUUACCGGAUCCAAGCUGACAAAGAGAGAGACUCCAUGAAGGUCCUAUACUAUGUCGAGAAGGAGCUGGCUCAGUUUGAUCCAGCCAGAAGGAUGAGAGGCAGAUAUAACAACACCAUCUCGGAACUCAGCUCCCUGCAUGAGGAAGACAGCAGUUUCCGCCAGUCUUACCAUCAGAUGCGAAGCAAACAGUUCCCUGUGUCUGGGGACUUGGAAAGCAAUCCUGACUACUGGUCAGGUGUCAUGCGAGGCAGCAACGGGGCAAGCCGGGGGCCCUCGGCCAUGGAGUAUAACAAAGAGGAUCUGGAGAGCUUCAGGCACAGCCAGCAGCGCUCCAAAUCCGAGAUGCUGUCGCGGAAGAACUUCGCCACCGGGGUACCGGCCAUCUCCAUGGACGAGCUGGCGGCCUUCGCUGACUCCUACGGCCCGCGGUCCCGCAGGGCGGACGGCAACAACCACGAGGCCCGGGGCGGGAGCCGCUUCGAGCGCUCAGAGGCGCGGGCGCACGGGGGCUUCUACCAGGACGGCUCGCUGGAGGAGUACUACGGGCAGCGGAGCCGCAGCCGGGAGCCCCUGACCGACGCGGACCGCGGCUGGUCCUACAGCCCCCCGCGCCGGCGGCCGCCCGACGACGCACACCUGCCCCGCCUGGUGAGCCGCACGCCGGGCGCCGCGCCCAAGUACGACCACUCGUUCCGGGGCGCCGGAGUGGAGCGGCAGGCGCUGCCCGAGGGCGCCAGCCGCGGCGGCAGCCUCGAGACGCCGUCCAAGCGGAGCGCGCAGCUCGGCCCGCGCAGCGCCUCCUACUACGCCUGGUCGCCGCCGUCCACCUACAAGGAGGAAACGCCGCAGGGCGAAGAGGAGGACGCGCCCGACGACUCGCUGCCUCCCUACAGCGAGCGCGAGCUCAGCCGGGGCCCGUCCUACCGCGGCCGUGACCUGCCCUACCACAGCAACUCGGAGAAGAAGAGGAAGAAGGAACCCGCCAAGAAGACGAGUGACUUUCCGACCAGGAUGUCUCUUGUGGUCUGA